Messenger RNA from Bactrocera tryoni, 1179 nucleotides. RefSeq names its product glycoprotein-N-acetylgalactosamine 3-beta-galactosyltransferase 1-like. The record is from RefSeq and is a predicted model, not a curated record. NCBI's taxonomy places the organism in Eukaryota, Metazoa, Arthropoda, Insecta, Diptera, Tephritidae. The transcript is spliced from 5 exons. Gene Ontology annotation, cellular component: membrane. Gene Ontology annotation, molecular function: N-acetylgalactosaminide beta-1,3-galactosyltransferase activity. The coding region runs from base 1 to 1173 and encodes 390 amino acids.
AUGAAUCGUUUGCUGGAACUGCAGCGCGUAUGCGCGACCGCCAACAAGGACGCAAAGUCAACAGAAAAGUCUUUACUGCCUUUCAGAAAACAGUUGCAAUUUCUCUACGGCUACGUGCUCGGCUUCCUGAUGGCGCUCACCACAUUGCUCUGCUAUGAUCGCUUCCUGCUGCAGACGGCGCAGCUGCGACAACACAGCACGGCCACUGAGAAUUGGCAGACGGGCUAUCAAACCGCCUUGCAACAGCUGAAAAGCGAUGCAAACACACUGCAGCAACAGCUAGCGGCGGAAGUGCGCGUGCUUUGCAUGGUGUUGACCACACCGGCGCAGCACGAAACGCGCGCCGCACACGUGAAAGCUACUUGGGGCAAGCGCUGCACGCGCCUCAUCUUCCUCAGCAGCGCCGCGGAUGUUGAAUUGGGCGCUGUGCCGGUGGUGGACAGUGCCUCCGAUAAGUACGAUCUGUUGUGGCAUAAAGUGCAUCAAGGAUUUCGUUACGUAUACGCCCGGCAUUACGCGGAUUACGAUUGGUUUCUGAAGGCGGACGAUGAUACCUACGUAAUCAUGGAAAACUUACGUUAUUCCCUCUAUGCUUAUGACCCCGAAAUGCCAGUUUUCUUUGGUUACGAGUUGGUGCAACUAAAUGUGACCUACAUGUCCGGUGGCGCUGGCUAUGUUCUCAGCAAAGAAGCGUUCUCCCGCGUAGUUACAACGGGUUUUAAUAACGAAACGCUUUGCCCACCAACUAAAUACGCGCUGCCCGAGGAUUACUGUAUGAGUAUUUGUUUGCAAAAUGUGGGCGCAUUGCCCGUGGACGGACGCUUCAUUCGGUCUAGCGAAAACAAACAAACAUUUUUCCCACUGCAAUUGACUGAUUUUAUGGAUAGCAAUGAAACCUUGUCCAGCGGAGACUGGAUAGAGCGCAUGACACCAUAUACAGUGGAUUGGGGCCUUAACUGCUGUUCCAAUUAUUCCAUUUCGUUUCACUACACAGAUCCCGCUAUAAUGUAUUUAUAUGAGUUUUUUAUUUACCAUCUGCGCGCAGUCGGGCUUCCACAGGCCCACGUCAUAUUGCCUGAUAAAAUCGAUUACGCAGAACUUUUAAAUCGAUUUUCUAAUGAUCGAAAUACAACGGACCCGUGGAUGCCCCUUAAGUGGGUGAAGAUGCCGUGAGAGGAA